Molecule: messenger RNA, 626 nt
Organism: Paramecium sonneborni
Lineage: Eukaryota; Ciliophora; Oligohymenophorea; Peniculida; Parameciidae
Source: the annotation of a GenBank genome assembly
AUGUAAUAAGGAGAGGAAACAUAAGAGAAAAAAGAGAAUGAGAGUACUCAUAAUAUUUCAGUGUAAAAUUUGAUGGAUAAGAUAAAAAUUAUCUUAAUAAUGAGAUAAUUAAAAGAGGAUAGUAUUCCUAUAGAGAUAAUACCUAAUCUUUAUUUGGGAUGUUUAGGAUGUGCAUUAAAUAAAAAAAAACUAUUAGAAAGUAAAUGUGUAAGAUAUAUAGAUAGCAAAUAUGAAAUAUAUAUUAUCUGCUUGUGAAAUGCCAAAAGCACCAUUUUCUUAAGAUUUUACAUCUCUUAUAAUUAACAUCAAUGAUAGUGUGGAAUAAGAUAUAAUAUCAAAAUUCAAUGAAUCAAAUGCUUUUAUAGAGAAUGCAGUAAAUUCAUAAUAGAACAUUCUUGUUCAUUGGUAUAAUAUAAUAAUAAAUAUUCAGUUUUGCUGGAAAAUCAAGAUCAACGACUUUCAUUAUUGCAUAUCUAAUUAAGAAUCAUAAAAUGAAAGUAAUUGAAGCUUUAGAUUUAGUGAAAUCUAAACGACCAAUUGCAUAACCUAACUCAGGAUUUAUGAAUUAGCUUUAGUAAUAUUAUGAUACAUUAUAUAAUAAUAUUGAUGGAAAACAGUAAGAAUGA